UGCCGUCUCAAAGUGAACAGCUGCGAUUUAAGACGAGUUUAUGAGAGAGUUCCCGAGUCUGAAGACAGCAACACUACGCUCUACACUUACCAGACUAUAAACGCAGCCGACACUCAUCUUCGUGGCAAUGGCUUUCCAACGCCUCGUUCGAUUUGUGCCCAAGGGACUCAGCAGCAAGAUCCUCAUUGGCGAGCCUGUUGAUAGCGCCGUCGACGUGGGCGUUGCCGUCCGCAAGGGCUUGGAUGUCAAGGUCAAGGUGUUCAGCGGCGCCUCGGUGCUAGAUGCCGGCUCAGCCACGGACGAGGUCGCCGUCAUCGACCGAGUGCUCGCGCCCCUGACGCAGUCCGAGGUCGGCACCAUCCGCUGCAUCGGGUUAAAUUACAAGAGGCAUGCCGAGGAGGCCAAAAUGUCAAUUCCGGACAUUCCGACCUUGUUUCUCAAGCCAGCAACGUCGCUCGCCGACCCGUGGCCGGCGCCGACCAUCAUCCCCAAGCACACGCUCGCGUCGGACACGGCAGACUACGAGUCGGAGCUGGCCAUUGUCAUCGGCAAGGAGGCCAAGAAUGUGUCCGAGGCCGACGCGCUCGACUACGUGCUCGGCUACACGGCCUGCAACGACAUCUCCAGCCGCGCCUCGCAGUUCGCCCAGACCCAGUGGUGCUACUCCAAGGGCUUCGACGGCGCCUGCCCCAUCGGCCCCGUGCUCGUGUCCAAGGCCCUGAUCCCAAACCCCGGCGACCUCAAGCUCCGUGGCAUCAAGAACGGGAAGGUCCUGCAGGAUAGCCCGUUGACCGACCUCAUCUUCUCGGUCCCCAAGGUCGUCAGCUUCCUGUCACAGGGCACGACGCUGCCCAAGGGCACCGUCAUCAUCACCGGCACGCCGGCCGGCGUCGGCAUGGCCAAGAACCCCAAAGAGCUGCUGCACGAGGGCGACGAGUUCGUCGUCGAGAUCCUGCCCCACAUCGGCAGCUUGUACAAUGUCAUGGAGAACGAGAAAUAGAGGGCUAGCAAUGGGAUGGGUUAGUGGUGGCGGGAUGAGCGAGCGAGGGUUGGUAAGGAAGUUGAGGUAGAUACCUAGGUAUUUCUAGCUCAAAUAUGGACUGACUGGCUGACAUACUGCUGCCAUCUGACGGACACUGCGUAGCUCUACGGUGUUUCUUCUCUGUCUGAGCGUUGUGUUUUCGAGGUUGGUAGUGUGUGCUCUGGUUUAUUACCGCAUACACACGCACACUGAAUAUGUCUUGGUUCAUUCACAGCUGUCUAGAGGCGAAAGUAAACGGUAAAGGCGUUCCAUUAUAUAAUUGUAAUUCUUAGUU
Molecule: messenger RNA, 1316 nt
Organism: Lasiosphaeria miniovina
Lineage: Eukaryota; Fungi; Ascomycota; Sordariomycetes; Sordariales; Lasiosphaeriaceae
Exons: 5
Coding region: 128-1000 (290 amino acids)
Molecular function (GO): acetylpyruvate hydrolase activity
Source: RefSeq, a predicted model, not a curated record